GUCUCAAAAUUUAAGCCGUAUUGGAGGGUCUUGUAUUAAAGAAAUCGUACGGAGAAUAAUGUAUCGUGUGUUUACCAAUGAAGUUGGUAUGUCUUAUUCUUGGGAAGGAGCUAAGAAAAAGAAAGUUUUCAAAAAUUUAGCUGUUGCAUCUGUUAUUCUCUCUGCUGUACGCCUUAAUAAAAACGCUCAAGAAUGUACAGAUUCAGAAAUAAUAUGUUUUAUAAAAGCGUGGCUUGUAAGGAGUAAAGAUCGCUUUAACAAUAAUAACAAAGGCAAAAAUAUAGCUCCUCAAAGAGUUGAAAUUGAAGAAUCAACUCAUUAACAAUAUAAAAAAUCCAGAUGCAUAAUGUUCAAGGUUCAAAAUAUGUUAAGCUUUAGCUUUAAUCUAUGUUCGAGAUUAUACAUCGAAAUUGUAAUCUUUGGAGUCUUGUGAGAGCAAAUUUCUAGCAAGAUCCGUGGAGAUAAUCUAAUAGCCAGUAUAAGAAAAAGAGCAUUAUUAUAUUAUAAUUCAAAAUGGAGGAUGCUGCAAAACCAAGUCGUAAAAGAAAAAUUAGUCGGAAGGCGGUGACAAAAGCAGCGACGCGUUUGCGUGUUAUAAACUUGCAGAAGCGUAUUGGAAACAUCUUAAAUCUCUCACCUCUUUCAAGUAGCACUGAUAGCAUCGAAGGCGAACAUAAUGAAGAAUCCGAUUGUGAUAGGAAUAAUAUCGAGAAGUCCAGCAUUGCUAAAAUGCAAAAGAGCAGUGACAGUGAUAUAAGAUCUAAUGAAGAUUCAGACGAUGGUAGUCGUGAUAGCAAUAAUCCAGAGUAUGAAUCAGAUUCUUCAGAAUCCAGUGAUGCCUGCGAAAUAGUUGAAGUCGAAAAUCUAAGAGCUUUACGCGAUGAUAAUGAAAAUAGAAAUGCGUAUAUUCUACGCGAAUUGAAGAAAUGGGCCAUGAAAGAGGUUUCCUGCAAAAAAAUUGAUACACUUCUCAAAAUACUGCAGAUAAUGUUUCCUAUUCUACCAAAAACCUCUUGAACUUUAUUAAAAACUCCUAGAAUUACAAAUCUUGUGAAUAUGGGAAACGACAAAUUCUGGUAUAAAGGAAUUUACCACAGUGUUUUAUCGCGGCUGUCAGAAAAGUAUCUAUCUACAAGAGAAUGUAUACGAUUUGACGUUAACAUUGACGGUCUAGAAUUAUAUUUUAGUUCACGUAAGACAUUCUGGCCAAUAUUGGGAUGCCUUGUAGAUGAGAAGGAACCGUUCAUAAUAGCAGUUUAUUAUGGAGAGGGUAAACCUCCACUAGAACCCUUCUUGCGACAAUUUGUGGACGAACUUUCCACUUUAAUGAUAAAUGGAAUUAUAUUUAAUGACACUACGUAUCGUGUUGAAAUACGGAAUUUUAUUCUAGAUGCUCCCGCAAGGGCGUUUAUAAAAUGUAUUAGAGGACAUACAUCAAGAAAAGCUUGUGAAAAAUGCCACGUUACUGGUGUACGUUAUAAAAAUAGAGAAAUUUUUCUAGAUUGUGAUGCAUUUCUUCGCAAUGAUGAAGAGUUCAGAUUAAAGACAGAUGCUGCCCAUCAUAUUCCCGGGAUCACAUCUCCAUUAGAAGAAAUUGGAAUCGGUAUGGUGUCUCAGUUUAGAUUGGAUGAAAUGCACCUUCUGUAUAGCGGAGUUUUCCAGCGGUGGUUGGAAUUUGUUUUGGGAAAACAAGGACUAAAUCGAGGACAAAUUUCAGUGCACGACAGGGCUGCUAUUUCCGCAGCAAUUGACGAAAUUAAACCUUAUAUUCCGGUAGAAUUUUGCAGAAGACCUCGUAACUUAUCGUAUUUCGGAAGAUACAAGGCAUCGGAAUUUAGAAGAAUUCUUCUUUACGACGGAUUAAAGGUGUUCAGUUUGCUUGAUCAAAAUCUAUACAUAAACUAUUUAUUUCUGCAAUGCGGAGUGUACAUUCUUUCAAGCCCACUUUUAGUUGAAAAGGAUGGUAUGAUUCAAAUAGCAGACUUGCUUCUCCGUUCAUUUGUUCGUCAUGCUGUGGAUAUCUUCUGGAAAUGGAAUCUUCUGGAAAUCUGGAAAUGAAUUUGUUACUUAUUACAUUCAUGCACUUUGUCACUUAGCUAUGGAAUGCCGCACACAGCAUCUUGCGCUUAGUAAUUUCAGUGCUUUUAAGUACGAAAAUUAUUUGGGUAUCAUUAAGCGUUGCCUAAGAGCAACACACAUGCCUCUUCAGCAACUUUAUAAUAGAGAUUUUGAAAGAGAAGGCCGACUUAUGCAAAAAGAUAUAAUUGAUGAAGAGCGUAUUGAACUAAGUAAAAAACAUAACGGAGAAGACGAUGAAGUAGAGACUUAUUCCAAGUUAACUGCGCACGGAAUGACACUUUCUACGUCAGAAGCUGAUUGUUGCUUUAAAUAAAAAAGUGGCGAAAUAGUCGUUCUUACAAAAAUUACUUGUUCCUAUCGUGGCACACGAAUUUCUUUACAUGGACAUAAAUUUAAAAACAUUUGUGAUUUCUUUACAUUUCCUAUUCAAUCUACGGACAUAGGUAUUUGUAAGGUAUCACAACUUGAGGAAGCUGAAAAAGUGUGGCCUUUUACUCAGGUUCUUCAGAAAUGCAUUCUGAUUCCUGCCAAUAAUAAUUAUUUAUGUAUUCCGCUCGUUCAUGCUGGACAAGAAUAAAAUAAUGUUUUCAGUUGUUGUUUGGCCGGAUGAUGGUAUAUGCGUGGUGCCAACUAAAUGGAUGAAUAAAUCUAAAGAAAAAGUUAUGUAUCCCACUAAAAUCAAAUGCUCUACGAAACUGGUUAAGUCUCUAGUAGAAGCGCAAGAAGAUUGGGAAGAAGUUAAUGUUGAGUUCUUGCACAGUUACAAAACUUUUAACCUGGCUCGUAAAGCCGCUAUAAUAGCUGCCGAAGAUCAACCUAUAGACUCCAAUAUAGAAACUGAUUAUGAAAAACCGCGAAAGCGUCAACUUCCAGCCAGAUUUAUUCAGAGUUCUGAUGAUGAAAACUCAGAAAAAGAAAAUAAGUGUAUGAAACGUAAGCGGACUAUUGCAGCAAAAUUCCGUCGAGAGAUGCAAUAUACAGAUAAUGAGGAGAGUGAAGAUGUUUCUCAAGUAAAUAAUGUACCAGCCCCUGCAACAAAUAUCAGGGACCAACUUGCUGCAUUGAAAGCUCAGAUUUCGCAUUCCAAAAGUUUGGAGUUCAACGAAUCUUAUUUGAAAAAAAAAUCGUGAAAAAACUCAUAAAAACAAAUAAAAAUGAUAAAAUGUCUCCCAAAAAAUCAACACCAAAAAAAAUUGUCAACUAUAAGGAGAGUCCUCGAGAUAUAGAAAACAUAAAUAUUGCUGAUCUUCCGUGUACAUUUGAAUUUGCAGAUCAACCUUCUUGCAGCACGUUUACAGUUCCGUUGGAUAGUGACAGUAUCACUUCUGAUUCACUUCUCUCAACAUCUACACUGCACCAAGUAAAAGAUCAAAAAAAGCAGGAUGAAAUUUUCCAAAGUGACGAAUGUAGUGAUAAUAUAGAGAAAUUUGAAGAACACAGUCAACAAAAAGAUGCUGCAAAGUCAUCUUUGGAAAGUUCUGGCGUCUUUUUCCGCAAGAAGGGAAAAAGAAAUGAUAACAUUGUCAAUCAUAAUAUCACAUCGGAUAUUAUUGACCAUUUUAUCGACAAUGUUCAAGUUCAAGAAGAAAUACGCGUCAAGCUCGACCAUAUGGAAGUUAAAUUAGAUCGUAUCUUAAGGAAGCUCUUUCCAGAAGAAGUAAAAUUGAAGCGACCACACGGAAUUCCUGCAUUUCCUUUACGUACUGAAAAAGAAUGGAAUACUCUGGAAGAUAUUCUUGCAGAUGACAAUAUAUUUACAUAUGUAGUAGAUGUCUUCGCGGCAAAAAUUAAAAACCAAGAAUCAGAAGUUGCUGCUGUACAGUCUGUACUCCCUAAAAUAAUUACAAAUUCCCUUGCCAGAUGUAUUAGCUGGGGAGGCACUCAGAAGACUAAAAUUGCUUUUAAUAGCAGCAAAACAUAUGAGGCUAUUCAAGCCACUAUUUUGCAGAAGUUUGGUAAUAAAGCUGACCUAGAUAAACCCGAAAAUUACGUGAAGUGCUGGUUUAGUACAAGUGCUCAGCGAGUGGUGUAAAUGCGUUUCAUAAAAAUAGAUAUUACUAAAAUGUGAUAUAUAUUAUUAGUACUUGUUUUAUGCAGCAAUUUAUAUAAUGUGCAAUUUAACUAUAUAUAAGAUAGGUAUAUAAGCAGGCAUAAUCUACGAUAUAUUUUGAUUGGUUAUUUAAUAUUUACCCACAGUGUAUACAUGUAUAUCCAAAAGAUGCUUAGAGGACAUUCCGAAGAUAUCUUUUAGAGAUCUUCGAAAUGUCUUUUGAACGUCUUUUGAAUAUGUAUGCUGUAUGGAUAAAUAAUAUUAUAGUUUUAGUUUCUUUAAUUUUUAAAAAAUUGCGAGUAUAUUAUUUUUUUAACA
Messenger RNA from Linepithema humile (Argentine ant), 4447 nucleotides. NCBI's taxonomy places the organism in Eukaryota, Metazoa, Arthropoda, Insecta, Hymenoptera, Formicidae. The record is from RefSeq and is a predicted model, not a curated record.